Molecule: messenger RNA, 1161 nt
Organism: Oncorhynchus kisutch (coho salmon)
Lineage: Eukaryota; Metazoa; Chordata; Actinopteri; Salmoniformes; Salmonidae
Product: dynein heavy chain-like
Exons: 1
Coding region: 1-1161 (386 amino acids)
Source: RefSeq, a predicted model, not a curated record
AUGUCCACCUCCUACAGUAUCAGCCAACUGUCCACCUCCUACAGUAUCAGCCAACUGUCCACCUCCUACAGUAUCAGCCAACUGUCCACCUCCUACAGUAUCAGCCAACUGUCCACCUCCUACAGUAUCAGCCAACUGUCCACCUCCUACAGUAUCAGCCAACUGUCCACCUCCUACAGUAUCAGCCAACUGUCCACCUCCUACAGUAUCAGCCAACUGUCCAUCUCCUACAGUAUCAGCCAACUGUCCACCUCCAUGCCUAUCCACCUCCUACAGUAUCUUCCAGGCCUAUCCACCUCCUACAGUAUCCUCCAGGCCUAUCCACCUCCUACAGUAUACUCCAGGCCUAUCCACCUCCUACAGUAUCCUCCAUGCCUAUCCACCUCCUACAGUAUCCUCCAUGCCUAUCCACCUCCUACAGUCUCCUCCAGGCCUAUCCACCUCCUACAGUCUCCUCCAGGCCUAUCCACCUCCAGGCCUAUCCACCUCCUACAGUCUCCUCCAGGCCUAUCCACCUCCAGGCCUAUCCACCUCCUACAGUAUCCUCCAGGCCUAUCCACCUCCAGGUCUAUCCACCUCCUACAGUAUCCUCCAGGCCUAUCCACCUCCUACAGUAUCCUCCAAGCCUAUCCACCUCCUACAGUAUCCUCCAGGCCUAUCCACCUCCUACAGUAUCCUCCAGGCCUAUCCACCUCCUACAGUAUCCUCCAUGCCUAUCCACCUCCUACAGUAUCCUCCAGGCCUAUCCACCUCCUACAGUAUCCUCCAGGCCUAUCUACCUCCUCCAGGCCUAUCCACCUCCUCCAGUAUCCUCCAGGCCUAUCCACCUCUUCCAGGCCUAUCCACCUCCUCCAGUAUCCUCCAGGCCUAUCCACCUCUUCCAGGCCUAUCCACCUCUUCCAGGCCUAUCCACCUCCUCCAGGCCUAUCCACCUCCUCCAGGCCUAUCCACCUCCACCAGGCCUAUCCACCUCCACCAGGCCUAUCCACCUCCACCAGGCCUAUCCACCUCCACCAGGCCUAUCCACCUCCACCAGGCCUAUCCACCUCCACCAGGCCUAUCCACCUCCACCAGGCCUAUCCACCUCCACCAGGCCUAUCCACCUCCACCAGGCCUAUCCACCUCCUCCAGUAUCGGGUGCACAACCUCUACUGGGCCUAG